Messenger RNA from Ophidiomyces ophidiicola, 2169 nucleotides. It is a transcript of the gene UTP25, whose product is annotated as rRNA-binding ribosome biosynthesis protein utp25. The coding region runs from base 1 to 2169 and encodes 722 amino acids. Gene Ontology annotation, molecular function: rRNA binding; U3 snoRNA binding. Gene Ontology annotation, biological process: maturation of SSU-rRNA from tricistronic rRNA transcript (SSU-rRNA, 5.8S rRNA, LSU-rRNA). The record is from RefSeq and is a predicted model, not a curated record. The transcript is spliced from 3 exons. Lineage: Eukaryota; Fungi; Ascomycota; Eurotiomycetes; Onygenales; Onygenaceae. Gene Ontology annotation, cellular component: nucleolus; small-subunit processome.
AUGCCGGCAAGAAAGGUGCAGCCUCAGGGAGGUCCUUCCCGCCGAAAAAAGCCGAGAUUUGAGACUUCUAGAAUCCAAGAAGCCGGUGAGAAAAAACGAUCGGACGAUGAGCAUGAGUCAGAAGCACAGUCGCAAGAUGAAGACGGUGGCGAUGACUCCUUGAUUUCGUCUGAAAGCGAGGAGGACGAGAAACCAACCGAAACGUCGUAUAGUGUGCUGCUCCAAUUACUCAAUGUCGGAGCAGAUUUGAAUGGCCCAGCAAAAAAGAAAAGGAAAUUGAAACACAAGAAUAAGGAGCAAGAACUUAAAGAAACUGUGAUACUGGAUACAACCCCUGAUGUGCCAGAUAAUAUAGACGUGGAGGCUUCAGACGCUGAAAGCGAUAUCGAACAGGACCAAGGAGAUGCGCUCGAUGACGAUAUUGAAAAUGGUAAAAAGAAAACAGUCCUAAACUAUGAAAUUAAGGAGCUUACACACACUAUAGCGUCUGAUCCAUUCGAAACUCAUUUUGCACAACCUGAUGAAGCGCUGUUGUCAAAGCGCAUAGACGCCUCAGCUCGAAAAUGGCGCGUAAGCAAGAAUGAUAUUUCGGGUAAAACCCGACUGGUGGUUUCUUAUCCCGAUAAUGGUGAAGAUGGCCACUUUCCUCUUGCUUCCCUACGAGGUCCCAAGGACUUGUCGCUGAAAAAGAAAUUAGCGGCGGCGACAUCUAACAUGUCGCCAUUCGAUGUCCUUGGAGAAACAGUUGCGCCAUAUGUAUUUGGCUAUCGUGAUCUUCUCUAUGGAGAACGGGCCCCUGGAAAUGCAAGCAGUCUCCGAGAUAUGUACUGUCUACAUGCCCUUAACCAUAUUAUUAAAACGAGGGAUCGAGUGAUCAAGAAUAAUUCUCGUGUUUCUAAGGAAGACGAGGAUAUUGAGAAUCGAGAUCAAGGCUUCACAAGGCCAAAGGUGCUCAUCAUUCUCCCGACCAGGCAGGCUUGUGUGCGCGUUAUGGAGUCGAUUUCCAAAUUCUACAACGCAGAGCAACAGGAGAAUAAAAAACGAUUUAUUGAUACAUUUUCGGUGCCGGAGGAUCAAUCAUGGGAGGAUAAAACAGAGGAUUUCCGAGAGCUUUUCGGUGGGAAUGACGACGAUAUGUUUAGAUUGGGCUUGAAGUUUACACGGAAAACGAUAAAAUACUUCACUCAGUUCUAUACAUCUGAUGUCAUCAUUGCCAGUCCGCUUGGGCUCCGAACUGCAAUGGAUAAAGAAGACGGAAAAAAACAAGACUAUGAUUUUCUUUCCUCGAUUGAGGUGCUCAUUGUCGACCAAGCAGAGGCCCUUCUCAUGCAAAACUGGGACCACGUUGAAUAUAUCUUUAGCCAUCUAAACCUCCAGCCAAAGGAAUCCCAUGGCUGCGAUUUUAGCCGCGUGCGAACCUGGUAUCUGGAUGGACAUGCCAAAUACCUACGGCAAACACUUAUCCUAUCGUCGUUCAUCACUCCAGAGAUCAACUCACUCAUAUCAGCCCACUCACACAAUGUCUCUGGAAAAGCCAAAAUAACCCCCGUCUACCCAGGCGCUAUCCUCAAGAUCCCUGUUCCUAUCCCCGUCCGACAGACCUUCUCACGAUUUGACUCCAUCUCGCCUGUCAAAGACCCUGACGCGCGGUUCAAAUACUUUACCAACACCGUGAUUUCAUCUAUUGUCAAGAAUUUGACCAAUGCUGGGAAGCCAUCCGCUGCAGGAACGCUCAUCUUUAUUCCCUCAUAUCUGGAUUUUGUUCGCAUUCGAAAUUAUCUCGCCACUUCAUCCCAAACCUCGAAUCUCUCAUUUGGUGCGAUCUCUGAAUACACAGCUGUCCGCGAUGCAGCUCGCGCCAGGAGCCAUUUCAUGAACGGGCGCCACUCCGUCCUCCUCUAUACAGAACGCUUGCAUCACUUCCGUCGGUACAGGAUACGUGGCGUCAAGCGUGUGAUCAUGUAUGGCGUUCCCGAGAAUCCCGCAUUUUACAGCGAGAUUGUCGGCUUCGUGGGGAUAGACCCUGCGACCGUUGCCGAGGCAGCGGAGAAAGGAGUGCGUGCGCUAUUCUCCAAGUGGGAUGCGUUGAAGCUGGAACGAGUCGUGGGCACGAGUAGGGUAGGCAGUAUGAUGACUGAGAAGGGAGGAGAUACAUUCACGUUUACUUAA